This is a messenger RNA of Musca domestica (house fly), 3018 nucleotides long. RefSeq lists its product as uncharacterized. The record is from RefSeq and is a predicted model, not a curated record. Lineage: Eukaryota; Metazoa; Arthropoda; Insecta; Diptera; Muscidae. Bases 660 to 2618 code for a protein of 652 amino acids. Gene Ontology annotation, cellular component: membrane. The transcript is spliced from 7 exons.
AAGCGAAACGAAACGAAACACAAGAAACCUGAAAAAAAGCUAAGAAGAAAAAUAACGGCUAACAGUGUCCGGGUGCCGUCCGUAGAGCGUGCUUCAAACGUAGAAGAAGAAAACAAAAUCGCAAUUGUUUGUUUACUUACCGUGCGAACGAAGAAGAUCUGUUUUGCGGUUUAACUUUCGUUUUUCAUAUUUGUCAAAGAACGUGGAAAAAAAGAAGCGGGAAAUUCUCUCGCUUUUCAGAAUUGAAACAGAAAAUAAGAAAAAAUUUGAAAUUUUUUUUGGAAUUUAAAAAAAGAAAUAAUUUCUAACAAAUCAUUUGGAGAAUUUUUUUUUUUUCGAUAAAAUAACAACCAGCUGUAGUGUUUUUCUUUCUUUCUGAAAUGUAUUAUUCAUGUAGCGGGAAAUAAAGAAAUCGAAUGUCUUAAAUUACCGCACACGUAUCAAUGGUUAAAUCAACCGGCCGAUUCCAAUACUCCCCCCAUCCAUAACAAAGCAAAAAAAAUAGUAACAAUCAUUUGAUCCGUGCCAAAUAAAAUAAAAUAUCAUUGACCGCAAAACUCUCUUCCUGCAUUAGACAACAAUAACAACAACAACAAACUAAACAGCAUUGCUCAUAGUCGGACCAGAUAAACACACAGCUUCACACCAACGCCACCAACAUGAACGAGGCAAAUGGUAAUCACUCCAUCAUCACCACAACUAAUCAGGGUGAUAUAAACCGGCAAUCUGAAUCGCCGGCACGCACGAUUGACUCACAUGACUCAACGACGGGCAGCAUGGACACCAUAGUUGAUCGAGCAACCCACCACAGCAACAGCAGCAACAACAACAGCAUGGGCAAUAUUGCUGUGGCUAUGGGUGGCAAUGUAAAUGCUUCUGCUUCUUCUUUGAACAAUACUAGCCAUGAGGAAAUGAUGCAGACCGCAAUUGAACAGAGCACCAACACCACAAAUAUGCAACAUCAACACAAUCACAACAGUCUAACCAAUUCCGAAAUAGCCAUGUUGCAACAACAAACUACCAACGGAAGUGAUGAUGAAUUAAUGCAAAAUUCGCAGCAUCAGCAGCAACAACAAAAUAAUUCCAAUUCCAACAACAAUAAAACGUCCAAGCCCAUGGAUGCCCAAAGUCACAUUUACUCCAGUCCAGUUUAUGAUGAAAAACCACCACAGCCCUUAAAAUUAACAGCUGCCACCUUGGUGGACACGGUAAAGAAUGACAGUUUAAAGAAACCCAAAUUGAUAUCCCACGAAGAGUUCAAACAACAGCUACAGGAAACCAUUGCAUCCCGAGCGGCAACACUCGAUUCCAGAAUCAGUAAAAAACAAAGAUUUCCCCCAGAACUCAUCAAAGAUGAUCGGAGUUCGGUGAAAUCUUCCAAAUCAUUGAAAAAGAAGAAGUCAUCGUCAUCCAAGCUCAAAAGUAGUACCGCUUGUUGUUCGGCAUUUCCAGUACAAAUUAUUUUGGGUCUUCUACAACUGCUGCUGGCCAUUUCAUUGGUGGCCUUGGGCUCUUUACUGAUUGUCCGUGAGGCAGCUCUAUCCACAGCUGGCUGUGGCAUAUGGACAGGUCUGAUAGCAGCCGUAACAGGAUCAUUAGGUGUUGUGGGCUUAAGGAAGACACAAACUUCGUUUUUGGCCUUGAGUUUGGUUUGCAUUGCAACGAGCACAUUGGCAUUGGCUAUUUCGGGUGUUGGUCUGUCACGUGAUGUGAAUCAAUCGAAGGAAAAGUUCGAUUUAUUGAAUGCCAAAAGUGAAAUUUCCGCUGCAUCUGGACUGAUUUUCACUUUAUUUCUACAUUUUGUUGUUAGUGUUGUUUCCGUCUACCGCUGUGCACUGCAAAUGUGUUCAAGAUCUAAAACCGCUGAAUUACAGGAUAUUAUUAUUAAGACAAAUGCAAAUGGUUUGGCCCUGGACCCAGAGAAAGUAGAUCAAUACAUGAAGGCAAUGUCAAUGGCUGGAAGUGAGAAGGAAAACAAUGAUAAAUUGGCCGCCCUAUGGAUGUAUGCUGCACAAACCGCAAAUAUGGGUGCAUCAAAGCCCAAAAUGGCACCAAAUGGUAGACCUGUUAUGCUUAUACCAGCCACUGGAAACUUAACGCCAUCAAUGGUACCACAACCAAUGCUAGCACCACCUGCAAUGCCCCCUGCAGCAUAUCGUGGUGGUAUGACUUUACCCAUGAUGAGAACUGCUUCGAUGCCCGUCAUCUAUGGACCACCACCACAGGCGCUUUAUGCCGCUAGCAUGCCAGCAGCCAGUAUGACCGGAACCUAUCGCACCCAACGUAGCACGAAAUCUGUUGAUGCUCGUAAAAAACGUCGUGCCGCCGCACAACUUUUGCGUUCUGGUAAAUCCGAUGCAAAUCGUCGUCAACGUCGUAAAUCUGAUGCCGAUGUCAUUGAUGGUAAUCCAUCAUUUCAAUAUACCGGUUUGGAUCGUGCUAUAGCUGAUAAUUUUUUGGCUAGACAAGAGCAACAGACGCAUGUUGGCCAUGUCGAUUAUUCUUCGUCGUCUGGUGCUAGUGAUACAUAUGGUCAAUCGACGACAAUGAUGAAUGGUAAUGGUCCGUCGAGAGCAUCAUCAAAAACGAAAAUAGUUUGUCGGGAUGUUGUUAUGUAAAUUUUGGGGAUGUUCCUCCUCAAUUUUGUUAGUGUAUUUAGUUAUUAGCUACUUAUAUAGGAAAAAAAAAAAAAAGAAAAUCUUAUAUAUAAUCUCACCAUAUCUGUCUAUCUAUUGUAUAUAGUGUUUUAAGUUUUCAACAUCAACAGAAAAAAAUACAAACAAAACUAAUCUAUUCAAGAUUUAUCAAGGAUAUAUAUUUUUUAUAACCUUAUAUUAUUCAUACUUACACUAUGCGGACAUAUAUUGAAAUAUGUGUUUCUAUAUACAUAUUUACUAUACUAUACUCUACACUGAUAUAUAAAAAUAUUAAUAUUUAAAUACUAAACAUAAACAACGAUGUAUAUUUAAAUUAAAAUGUAUUUUACAAAUAAAUGAAAAAUAUAAUCCAAUAACAGAA